Messenger RNA from Notolabrus celidotus (New Zealand spotty), 2238 nucleotides. RefSeq names its product DCN1, defective in cullin neddylation 1, domain containing 2a (gene dcun1d2a). The transcript is spliced from 7 exons. The record is from RefSeq and is a predicted model, not a curated record. NCBI's taxonomy places the organism in Eukaryota, Metazoa, Chordata, Actinopteri, Labriformes, Labridae. Gene Ontology annotation, cellular component: ubiquitin ligase complex. Gene Ontology annotation, biological process: protein neddylation; positive regulation of ubiquitin-protein transferase activity. The coding region runs from base 151 to 939 and encodes 262 amino acids. Gene Ontology annotation, molecular function: ubiquitin-like protein binding; cullin family protein binding; ubiquitin conjugating enzyme binding.
UUACAUCUAUGACUGUAGUUAUCUGAGGGGCCCCACUCGGGUACAGCGUGUGCUCCGAGAAAUCCAUAACAUCCCCCUUCAGAAAAGCCUAUGUUGCUUUUGGACAGGACCUAAUUACCGGCACCGCUGCGUCUUGGCUCACCUCCUCUAAUGUGUGUGUUUCAUAAGCUGAAGUCUUCGCAGAGGGACAAGGUACGGCAGUUCAUGUCCUUCACACAGGCUGGGGAAAAGACAGCUGUGUACUGCCUCACGCAGAAUGACUGGAAACUAGAAGUUGCGACCGACAACUACUUUCAGAAUCCAGAUCUCUACUGUAAGGAAUCCAUGAAAACGUCAGUCGACCGGAAACGGCUGGAGCAGCUCUACAAUCGCUACAAAGAUCCUCAGGAUGAGAAUAAAAUCGGUAUCGAUGGGAUCCAGCAGUUUUGUGACGACCUCUCGCUGGACCCGGCCAGCAUCACGGUGCUGGUCGUAGCGUGGAAGUUCCGGGCUGCCACUCAGUGCGAGUUUACCAAGAAGGAGUUUCUUGAGGGAAUGACUGAGCUCGGGUGUGACAGUCCAGAAAAACUGAAGGCUCUGUUGCCACGAUUAGAGCAGGAACUCAAAGAUAGUGGGAAGUUCAAGGACUUCUACCAGUUCACCUUUAACUUUGCCAAAAAUCCUGGACAGAAGGGUCUCGAUCUGGAGAUGGCCGUAGCCUACUGGAACCUGGUUCUGUCAGGACGAUUUAAGUUCCUCGAUCUCUGGAAUAGAUUUCUUUUGGAACACCAUAAACGAUCCAUCCCAAAGGACACAUGGAACCUAUUGUUGGACUUUGGUAACAUGAUCGCAGACGACAUGUCAAACUAUGAUGAGGAAGGAGCGUGGCCAGUCCUUAUAGAUGAUUUUGUGGAAUUUGCUCGACCGAUUGUAACAGGAUCGAAACGUAAAACUCUCUAAAUCCAAACCGGCCUCUGGAAAUCCAGAACGUUGUUUCUUUUACAGUGACUUCAUAGUUUUUUUAAGACUUGUACAAAAAAAAGUGAAAAUUGUAGAGCAAACAGAAGCACUUGAAACUGUCAGGACACCACCUGAGCUGAGUAAAAACUAUUAGAGCAUCUGGCUACAGGUUUUUGUCCUCAUGCGACUGAGGCACCACGUGGACUCGGGCCAGAUUCACCUCUGUCCCUGCUGCUGGACUCUCAGUGUCCUGGACGCCUCCUCUGCUCUGCUCCAGGUGGAGCUCUACCUGUCAGGCCCUGUGAGCAGGGAUGGACACGGCACUGCGAGGAGGUUCACUGGCUGCGUGUACUCUGAAGGGGCCGGAGAGGAGGAAGCUGUGUGUUAUAGGAUUCUUCCUAGUCGGCUUUGUUUUGUUUAUGACGCUCUGAGUGACUGUGCAAAGAUCCCAUGUCUUACUCUCACUUUGGGACAGAGUGCUCUCUACACCAGCACCAACACAACUGUUGCAGUUUUUACUGUACAUACUGUAUCUAUUGGGACAGUUUACAAAGACAGCUAUAUGAAGAAUAAUAUAAAUAUGUUCAAUUUAUAAAUGCAAAAGAGGAUUCUUUUAUGUACAGUAAAUGCUACGAUCUCUAUCGGGAUGCCUCAAUAUUGUGGAUGAUAUGCUGUUGGUUUAAUUAUUAGGUGGACGUGUCGAGUCAUGGAGUUGUGAGCUUCUUAUUGAAAGCAUGUUUAACACAUUUUGCAUCACCUCAGGCUGGUUUCACAUUUUCACUACAGUAAAGGCAGUACUGAACUCCGAUGUGUGAUAUUGGUUCAUGGAAUUCAUACGUCCAGUCAGUCUUGGUUUGAGAGAGGGUCUUAAAUCUUAAAGUCAACACACGUUCAGUCCUGUCAAUAACACCACCGUUUUGCUUUCUUUCCCACUGUGAAGGAGGGUUUAACUUUCAAUAGGUCAUCCUUCUGAGGGAUGAGUAAUGACAAAGUGAUGCUUCAACAACAUUUGAGUUAAGAAACAACAGACCCUUAGGAUUGCAUGGCACAUAUCUGUACGUCACAGCGGUGCAGCGCCCUUAGCUCAGAAACCAGGACACUAAAGACAGCGACAACAGGACGACAAAGUAAGCCUUAAGAAUAAAUAUCUCUGUUCAAUAUUUAUGUUUCUGUUCAAGCCCAUCUGUCCAGUGUUACUGACGGUAGUGAACAUUUGAAUAUAUUGUUGAUACAUCAUGUAAGUAGCCUAAGUAUAUUGUUCAUUUCAGAAAGAUGAAUAAAGCAUGAGUUUUUUCAUAA